Molecule: messenger RNA, 4661 nt
Organism: Pyrus x bretschneideri (Chinese white pear)
Lineage: Eukaryota; Viridiplantae; Streptophyta; Magnoliopsida; Rosales; Rosaceae
Exons: 7
Coding region: 80-3742 (1220 amino acids)
Biological process (GO): nuclear-transcribed mRNA catabolic process, nonsense-mediated decay
Source: RefSeq, a predicted model, not a curated record
UCCUCUGUAUCCGUUGUCAAUGGAAGUCCAAAUAAACCAAACCAAAUAACCAGAAUCCUGGAGCUUCCAAUUUGCAUCCAUGGGCACCCCCAACCCAAACCUAAACCCAUCAUCCAUGCGGGUCCUAGUCCGCCCACCUCCUACACCCACCGCCAAACCCACUUCCAAUUCACCCACCCAAACCCUUCCGCUUCCCUCCUCCGCAGACCCUCCCUCUUCCGACGGUGUUGUCGUCGUGGGCUUCAUUGGCCGGAGCCCCGACGACUCUGCUCAACUCAUCAACCGGAUCCUCGACUCCAACGUGUUCGGGUCGGGCAAUCUCGACAAAAGCCUCUUUCUUGACAAAGAGGAGCUCAGGGACUGGUUUAGGUGGCGAAGAAUCAGUUACUUCCAUGAACAGAAGAAGGGCAUUCUGUUUUUGCAGUUCUGCUCUAUCCGGUGCCCCGCCGUGGCUGAUGGGUUCUCGGAUUCCAGGUCGGGUUUUGACUCUUCAGUGGAAGAGCAUGACUUUGGGGACCUUCAGGCGCUGCUCUUCAUGUUCUCUGUUUGCCAUGUAAUAGUAUAUAUUCUGGAGGGAUCACAGUUUGAUUCGCAACUCCUACAAAAGUUUCGAGUGUUACAAGCUGCCAAGCAUGCUUUGGCUCCGUUUGUGAGAUCUAGAACUGUGCAGCCAACUUCGUCCAGGCCACCUUCAACGUCAUCCUCACGGCCUACCACAUCCGCUACCUCCACUAGCAAUUCUUCUCAAGGUAGAAGUGGUGGCAUCUUGACUCGCAAUGCUUCUUCCAUUUCACUUAUGUCAGGUUUAGGUUCCUACACUUCUUUGUUCCCAGGACAGUGUACCCCAGUCACACUGUUUGUUUUUAUUGAUGAUUUCUCUGAUGCGCCAAAUCCCAGUUCUAAUCUGGAGGAGUCAGCAGAUACAUCCUCACUUAAUCAAUCGUCUAGUGUGAGCAGUUUAGCAAGGCCAAGCUUGCCUGUUAAAGGUUCGGGUUCAGUGGUUGUGCUUGCCCGCCCUGUGAGUAAAUCUGAGGGCAGUUUUCGGAAGAAACUGCAUUCAUCCCUUGAAGCACAGAUUCGUUUCUUAAUUAAGAAGUGUAGAACACUCUCAGGUUCUGAAAGCAGUCAUGCGGGGUCAAGAAGCGGGGGUGCUUCAAAUUCAGCACCUUUAUUCUCCCUUGAUGCAUCAAGGGCUGUCCUAUUGUUAGAUAGGUCUACGAAUCAGAGAGGUGAAUCUCUUGAAUUUGCCACAGGACUUGUGGAAGAUGUUUUGAAUGGGAAGGCAACCUCAGAUUCUCUUCUGCUUGAAAGUCAUGGUCAGAAUGCAAGCAAAGAGGAUAUCAUAUCAGUCAAGGAUUUUAUUUACAGACAAUCUGAUAUUCUAAGAGGCAGGGGGGGACCGGUAAAUAAUUCCAGUAGUGGUUCAACUGCUGGUGUAGGUAUGGUUGCUGUUGCUGCAGCUGUUGCCGCUGCAUCAGCUGCAUCUUCAUCUGCUGCAUCUUCAUCCGCUGCAUCUGGAAAGACGAUGUCUACUCCUGAACUUCCAAAUUUCCAAAUUUGGUUAUCUUCCAGUCAACAAAUUCUUGAUGGAGUUCUUUCUGCAAAAGGUGGGUGCUUAUAUGAAACUGAAAUUAGCAAACGAAAACUUCGGCUAAGAAACACUGUUCCACAGCAGGCUGAAGGAGUUUCUUCAAAAGGUACGGAUCCUCUAGAUUUAGCAGUAUCUUGCCUGGAGAAUGGUAAAAGGCUAAACACAAAAUUUUCAAUUUUGUGGUGUGAAAGGACUCUUCCAGCUGCUAAAGAGGUUUAUCUCAAAGACUUGCCUGCUUGUUACCCAACUUCACAGCAUGAAGCCCAUCUAGAGAAGGCUUUGCAAGCUUUCCAUUCAAUGGUGAAAGGACAUGCAGUGCAACAGUUUGCAAAAAAGUUGGAGGAUGAAUGCACAUCCAUCUGGAAAUCUGGAAGGCAACUGUGUGAUGCCGUUAGUUUGACUGGAAAACCGUGUAUGCACCAGAGACAUGAUGUUGAAGCUAGUGAAUCACUUUCAGGAGUUCCUGUGAAGCAACAUUCCAGUGGAUAUGUUUUCCUUCACGCAUGUUCUUGUGGUCGUUCACGGAAGCUAAGAUCUGAUCCUUUUGACUUCGAGUCAGCAAACAUUACUUUCAAUUGCUUCCCAGAUUGUGACAAGCACCUUCCCACACUUCAACUGCCUGAAGUAAGCAAUACAGGCCCUAUUCAACCUUCCUCAUGGAAUUUGGUCCGCAUUGGUGCUGCAAAGUACUAUGAACCUUCUAAAGGCUUGCUUCAAAGCGGGUUUUCUUCCACUCAGAAGUUUCUUUUGAAAUGGAUAAUACAUUUGGGAAAGCAGAAAAGCCUGAAUGAGUUACCUACCAGUGCAGUGCAACAAGGUUCAGUAGUUAGGUCAGAAUCCAACCUCAAGUUUGAAUCUAAAGCUGGUGUGCAGUUGUACACAGGGGAGUUAAAAUCUGGAGUAGCAAGUCAUAGAAAACCUGCAGAGGACGUAGUGUCUGAUGAUAAUAAAAUCAGUUUUGGGAAAGGUCUUCCCAAUUUUACCAUGCGUAAAGCUUUUUCUGAGGUUGUCGCUGGAACAGCGACUGUAGAUUCAGGAUUUCCUCCUAUCCAGCCGAGGAAAAAGUCUUCAUUGGGUUUAGAUAAGAUUAUCAAGAAAACUAGGACAAUGGAUCAGCGUGUAGAACGGACUAGUGAUAAUGGAAAUCGGAAAUCUGAAGAUGUUUUAUCUGUUCAGGAAAACUUUAGUGAGACCAACAGCACAAAUGGUGACCCCUAUCUACAGAUAGGUAGUAAUGUAGUUCCUGUUAACCUGAAUAGCGGUGAAAAGUUCAAAAUGAACCCUUCUUUAAAACAGGUAGUAGUGUAUGUUGGAUUUGAGCAUGAGUGCCCCCAUGGCCACCGUUUUCUAUUAAAUCCAGAGCAUCUUCAUGAGCUUGGGUCCUCAUAUCAAUUGCCUGAAGAAUCUCAGGAAAACUUAGACCAUAGCCUGCUGGAUAAUUCGAAAAUGAGUAGGAAUGGUUUCCAUGGUAAAGUUCAGCGCAAUUCAAAUAGGAUUGCUACUGCUACCGGUGCAGAUAAGGAGAGACAUGUAACUAAGUCAAAAGAGAUAGUAACUAUUGGUAAUCUGCAUAUAGAUGGGCUAAUGCAGUCAGGACCAGGGAAGGAGCAGAAUCACACAUCUUUUAAUGCAUCUCCAGUCCAGAAUUUGUCCAAACGUCUUGAAGGGAGCUUUCAGUCGAUUAGCCUUGAUGAUGGUGGAUGUGCUUUCUCUAUGUUGAAUAGAAAUUUACCAAUCUAUAUGAACUGCCCACACUGCAAGCUCUCUAGGGAUAAGCAAAAUUCACUGAAGACGAAGUUUGCUGGCACAAUAUCACAGCUUCAAAGGGUUUUUGUGGUCACACCUCCCUUUCCAGUGAUAUUAGCUACUUGCCCAGUUAUACAAUUUGAGGCAUCAUCUCUACCUCCCUCAAUCCCAGAACGUGAGCAGAAGUUGCAGUUCAACCUCGGAUCCCAAGUGGUUCUACCUCCAGAGAGUUUCAUUACCCUUAGGCUCCCAUUUGUGUAUGGUGUGCAACUGGAAGAUGGAAGUUUACAUUCUCUUGGUUGUUUCGAACAUCAACCUGAAGUAACCGCUUGGAUUACAAAAGGGACAACAUUGCAGGUCAUGUCCAAGAGAAACUGUGUUGGUCAAGAUGGAGUUCUAACAUAGUCAGAAUUGUAUAUCUUAGGAUUUAGCUUUGUCCUUGCUGAGUUUGUAAAGGCAGAUUUAGUUGGCUCCAUUACGGUCAGGCUAAAAUUUUCAUCGAUAUACAUGAUGUUGCAUAUGGUGAUUGAUAAAUUUCAACCUCAAAACUCACAUGAGCAUUCUCAUUUGCAGCCAGGAACUGUUUGAUUCUUGAACCUCUAGGUGGCUGGUGCUUGAGCGAAGCUUUUCAGAGCCGUGUUCACUCUUUAUUUAUGCUUGCUUAAGAAGCUAUGCAUGCCGCUGGAUGCCCUGGAUUUCGGCUGGCCCGUAAUCCUUGUUACAGUAUGGUUGUCAUGCCAAAAUAUACGGGCAAAUUGUGGCGGUGUUGUGACGCUUCCAUAUCUUGGAAGGAGCUUUUGCGCAGUUGCACUAGAUGGUCACCAUGAUGGAUGUGGUUGCAAUGUCAAUUUGGGCAAUCUUACUUCUCUCACUAUACUAAUAGUUAGCCAAUCAUUUAAAGCAUGUUUGGGAUUGCUUUCAGAAGGCUCACGAGCGAGCGUAGUGGAUUCAGGGAUCGUGAGUGAUCUUCCUCUUCCUCCCUGUUUGACAUGUUCACCACUCAAUGUACCAGUCCAUUCGCGGUUCAAUGCGACGCCUUCAAAAAGACUUUGAAUCUAGAAAUUCCAAGUGCUAAUUGCACUAAUUCCCCAACUUUUAUUAGUGUUGUCGAGGGUGAUGCAAAACGUAUUGGUUGAUGUAUUGUUGGUGUAUUCUGCACCGGCCUCUGAUGCAAAACUUCAGAGAGGAUUCUUUGGCUUCUGUUUGGCACUCUCUGGAAUCCUUCCAAAUUUGGAAUCACGGUUUCGUUUUGAUCGCCUUUUUUUUUAUCUAAAUCUAAACUACAUAUUAAUAAUAGUAAUAGAAUUUUUUUUGUUAACUAAAA